AUGGACGGCAUCAAUUAUGCUCUGCUGGAUGUGACACUAUAUAGCAUUGGAGCCAGAAAUCUAGUGGUGAACAACAUAGGUCCUCUGGGAUGCUUGCCGUCGGUGAUAAACAAGACAGGAAAUGGGCAGUGCGAUGAACAGAUGAAUCAAAAUAUCAUGCCAUACAACUCGAAACUUCCUCAGACACUAAAAAAUAUCCAGGAUGAAUAUCCUGAUGCUACCCUCACUCUGGCCAACAGCCAUGAUCUUCUUCAAGAUAUAUUGGCAGACACUGAAAAAUAUGGGUUUACAGAUGUAAAAGAUCCGUGUUGCGGAGCCUAUGUUAAUGGGAAACUAGCUUGCAUCCCAAACUCUACACCAUGUGACAAUAGAUGUCAAAUCUCUUCUUUGAUGAGAACCACACUAGUGAAUUUGCAAAUUGUAUCUUUGUUCGAGACAUGCUUAUUAAGGAUUGAGGGAUCAACAAGUUUGCUAGUUUGA
Camellia sinensis is the source of this 480-nucleotide messenger RNA. The record is from RefSeq and is a predicted model, not a curated record. Lineage: Eukaryota; Viridiplantae; Streptophyta; Magnoliopsida; Ericales; Theaceae.